CUACAGGGUGUCCUUGUUCGACUACCAGGCCAUGUGUAAGAUGAACUUGCACUCUGUCAGCAGCGCCCGUCCACUUCUCAGUCCGUUUUAUGGUUUGGCUUCAGCCCUCAAGUGGUUCCUCUCCAACUUCCUACUGUUUCUCCUGGAGUUUAAUUUCUGUGGCUUUUGGCACACGGAGCAUUUUGCUGACGCUAAGGCAUCUUUCAGCGUGUCCUCGGCUCAUAAGAAAAGAGGGGACAUUCUUCAGCCGUGUGACACCGAGUACCCCAGCUUUGUCUACGAGCCGUCAGUCAAAGAGACCAACAGCAUCAUUAAGUGUGGACGCUGCCAGAAGAUGUUUGUGGUGCAACAGAUACCAGACAGCAACCUGUUGAUGCUGGUGGUGCAGGCGGACUGUGACUGCUCCAAACAGUACCCACCCAUCACCAUGGAGCCCAAGGAAGUCAAAUAUAAUGCCUCAGUGAAGUGUGACAGGAUGAGGUCCCAGAAGAUCCGGCGCCGCCCCGAGUCCUGCCACGCCUACCACCCCCAGGAGAACGCCAAUGACUGUGGAGGAGCUUCUGUUAUAUAUCUCUCUGCAUCUCUCUUCCUCGCCUGCCUCUCCUUCUCCACACGUGUCUCCUGAUGAUGGACAACUUUGCUGUUUCAACUCAAUUUCUCAUACAAACGAGGAGAUUGGAAUGAAUCAGGAUCAGUGUUUGGACACUGAUCAAAUGGGUUAAUAAAAAAAAACGUUCUACCCAUGACGACCACAAUAGUCUCUAAUGACGGACCUUUGAUGUGUUUUUUUAAGCAUUUAUUGGUUAACUCAUGGAAAGUAUACAUCUGAACUGAAAACUGCAACAAAAAAAACAAGUUAUAGGCCGUUGUUGCCGUGGACACUUUUCCAUUUGUUGCUUUCUCAUACACCACGUUGCAUCUCAAAAUGAAAGAGGGACUAAAGAGAUGCAGGUGGCAGCUAUGACCUGAAUUGAUAAAAGAGGAUUACAAGUCACAUGAUGCAACAGAAGAAAGUCCAGGGGGGAAUAUAUUAAUCAUUUUUCAUAUUCCACUGAACUGAAUAUUGCAGUACAUGCAUAUUAUAUAUGCAGCUGCAAGCAUGCGCAACUGGAGAACUUUAUCCCCUGAAAGCUUCAUAUUCUGACUAGGUUUUAAACAUUGAAUGAGAGACAGGAGAGAAGGGCUACAGCCAUAUCUGGUAAACAGUGUUGUUUAACAUCAGUGUUGCUGCUGAAAUUCAGAUUAGAGGACGGUGUUUACAGUAUAAAUUUUUCUGAAUCUAAUCUCAAAGAGCGAUGGUUCAGUACCAAGGAAGUACAUGCAGUGGAGUUGAUAAAAAGUAACAAAAAGUAUGGGACGUCACUUCACUAUCUUGUUUGUUUUUUUAACUUGGAUUACAUCCGAAAAAAUGUUUCUGUGACAUAUCUUUGAAAAAAAAUGUCUUUGCCUUUAUGUUUUUAUCAGCUGUGUCUUUCUGUUUGUUUGUAAUUAUGUUUGGCUGGAGACCACUGUGGAACUCACAGGAUGUAGAUCUACAAUCAAAAAGAAUAACAAAAAGAUGGAUUGUUUUUUAGAUAAAUACAUGCAAUGAAAUGGAUUCAAGGCUAAACUGGAAGGAAGAUGCAGUUGUACCAGAGCAUCAGUGUUUCCAGAAGUCAUUUUUUUAUGCUGUUGACUAUGCAUUUACUGGACUGGGUUUUUUCAGAUGCUUGUGUCCCAAGGUCAUGCAUUUGCUUCUAAUCCCUUGGACUAUACAACAAUAUAAUUGUAUAAUUUCAUGAUUAAAUACAAAAUGCUCUCAGUUUGGGAAACAAGUUUUUAUUAUGAACAAAUUAAAAUGUGAAAUGUUCAUAUGAGUAAUCACAAUGUACAUUAACAGGGUGCAUUUAUUUGCAUUGGGUAUUUUUGUAUUUGCUUGUGUUUCAUAUUCUGAACUUCAGCAUUUCAUUGUGUUUCGGGCUGUGAGUGUCCCUGUAGCAUUUUCUAUGGUAUUUCUGAAUCAUCUUACAAAGCAUGUCUUUAAGUUGAGCUUACUCUGAUGACAAAAUUGCCUGAGAAUUUGCCUGCUUGUGAAAAGGCUCUGAUACAUAUUGUGUGUCAAUGUGCAGCAUUGCAAUGUUGAGUAUUUUUUUCAUGUGUCUCAUUUUUGUUUGGAAUUUUACUAUACAGUAUUCUAUAUUGUAUGGUUGACAUGUGUACAAGUUGUGUGUUGACUGAAGUCAUGAUUUGAACCAAGUAAAAUAAAUUAUCUAUGUUUUUUUAUCGUA
This is a messenger RNA of Notothenia coriiceps (black rockcod), 2267 nucleotides long. RefSeq names its product voltage-dependent calcium channel subunit alpha-2/delta-4-like. The record is from RefSeq and is a predicted model, not a curated record. Lineage: Eukaryota; Metazoa; Chordata; Actinopteri; Perciformes; Nototheniidae. Bases 32 to 625 code for a protein of 197 amino acids. The transcript has 8 exons. Gene Ontology annotation, molecular function: voltage-gated calcium channel activity. Gene Ontology annotation, cellular component: voltage-gated calcium channel complex.